UCAGCUAGAAGGAAUAGCUUGCAAUGCAGUUUGCUGCACUAAUCGGAAGAAAACAUUUAAUAUGUUGCAAUAAAAAGAAACCGGGUGCCGGGAACGAAGCAGUGCAACGAGGGAGCUCCUUUCAUGUUUAAUACCCGUGAGUGAGGAGGGCUGGAGUGUUGAAAAUUCACCUGGACAGCAAACCACAAGGAUCUUGUUAAAAAGUGGAGUAUUUCAAGUCGUGUCUGAAUUGCACAUUGUUUUGAUAAUGCAAAAUUCUUCUGAAAAUUGACAAGUGAAAGUCUUGCACUCAACAGAGAGGAUCGGUGUUUUUGAUUGACUCACACAAUAAAGACAAUAAUAAAUGUGCUGGAAUAAAAACAAAUACAUACAUAAAUGAAUAACUACACUGAAGACUAUUACUAUAACUUAUUCUGCCAUCGUGCGGGCAGAACCAUAGCACACGGUAUUUUGCAUGGAAACGGAUUUAACAGUAAGACGGCUUCCCGUACCCUUUUCACCCCGCAGAUCUGACGCAUAUUAAAAAGAGAAUUUGCAAGAUUAUGUUGUGAUCCAGCCCCUCGUCUCCUUUUAGAGAUGUGGUGUUGGUCGACAAGGAAUAAAUAGAAAAAACUGCACGCUGUUGACUGGUAGAUUCUCAAAUGCUGAGAAAAGGCUGAUUUAAAAAUACACGGAGAAUACAGUAUUUCACUGAGGAAGCACCAUCCAGCACGGAAAAUAAUUCAACUCAGCUACUGGCGUGUUCAUUUUUCUGCUGGUCUUGAUAAUUUUAAGUUGUCUCAAACAUUGAUUGCCUCCGUAGAUCAACGAAAUCAGAUUAUUUAACAUGAUUUCAUAUUUAAAAUGUAUUCCUUAUCUGUUAUAUAGGAUUUGACAGGGCAUGGAAAGCAAUGUAUUAGUCUCUUCAACUGAAUCAGUUAAUUUCUCCCUAAAGUUGUAAACACUGGGGAAUAUGCCAGGCAGUAAAAUAAUUGUAUUUUGUAUUUGCAGGAAAUUAGAUUCAUAAAAAUAAUCGUAUUCCCUAUUGCGGAUUUAAUGGUGGAUGUGCAGUGCUAUCUGGGUGGUAAAUGCUUAUGGGCUGAGUAGAGUUUGUUCUUAGAACAUUCUUAUUUGACAUAAAGCAUUACCAUGCUAUAUAGCUUUCUGUGUAUAUUUUACCGCCUGAGGCUGCUGUAGUUUUUUGAAUAUAUUUCUAUGUAGUCGGUCAGUGAACUGCUUGUUCGAGUUCUUUAUGCAGUUACAUCUGAUUCAGUUACAAUGAAAACAGUACAGAACUGCAUUCGUUCAGAAAUUCUUGGUGAAAGUGCUACUCGAUAUUAGUAAUGACUCAUGAAGAAAUCAUCAAAAGACGUGAUUUUAAAACGAGUCGUGGAUUUUGCUCAUAUUUUCUUGAAGAUGUAAUAGUCCCAUUUCACAAGUAACUGCCCUCUAAACACCUUGCUCAGUUUAAAAACGUUGCUAGAGAGACAAGAGAGUGCUGACUCACUCGUUUGGUUUUGCAUUCCUACCCCAGUAAAUGAAGCCAUAGAGUUAUCUAAACUUUAAAAUCAUACCUUCUGUUCUAUUUUUUUUUUUCCCAUCAGCAGCAUGGUAACUUUUGUGUUUGCAGAAAGUUGUUGUUGGUAAUUUUUAGAUUUCCAAACUACAUCAAAUACACAUUAGUUUUUAUUAAAUGAACAUAUUUUAGCGUCAUGCUUAGUUCAGUAAAUCAUCCUGUAACAUUUGCUAUGAACUUCUGAUUCCUUAAACCCGAUGUGCUGUGGGGAAACAAAGUUGUAAGCAAGAUUGAACCCCCAAACUAUUUCUGCAGGCAGGGAUUGUCUUGAUAGUGGAACUGGUUGAAAGCCUGAUAACAUUUUUAAAAUCUUACCUUAGAUUGAGAAACCCAUUUGGCAUUAUUGUAAUAAUAAUAAAUACAUUUUAUUUUAGAUUGAAUUUAUUGGGCAACUAAUGGAUCAAACAAGCAACCUGUAGUAAAAUCUGAAAGCAAUAUAUUUUUCAGUCGGAUUUGGGAGCAAUAUUAUAAUUUGUUCACCAGUUUGAAACCAUCUCAGUCCAUGUAGUGGAAGAAGCCUGGGCUGUGGGAGACUUAUAUUCCUAGAUCUAAGUUGCAUGCCACGAUUUUUUAAAAUAGCCACAAAUCAUUAGAAUGGAAUCUUUGGUUGCUCUUGUGCUCCACAUUUCAGCUGGAUGAUUCCAGUUUGGCCACCUGGACUUGGUCAGUUCAUCAUAGGACUAGUUCAUUCAUUCUCUAGAUCAACCAAAAAAAAACAUUGUGCUACUGGAAUCCACCAUGGGGCAUUAGCAGGACUACACAUUAUAUUUCUGUAGGAGCUUUUGUGUACAAGAACAAACAUUAAAUCCUUUGUCAAAUGUCUUUAAUUGAAAUGUAAAGACCACCAGAGAUUUCCUUCAUUAGUAACUUUUGAAGGUGUCAUAAGAAAGGCAUGUGACAUCCAUAUUCAGACACCAGAUCAGGAAGUUCUUGGAACUAAUCCAGUGUAUGAUUUUCAAAUCUCCAAAUGAAACUUGAGGAAACCAAUGAAAGCGUGAUAAGAUCGAUCAAUCCUCUGAGUACACAGCUAACUAUAGUUUCCAUUGAGUGACUUUGGGAAGCUAGCAAGAGGAGCAAUGCAAUAGUUGAAGCCCCAGAGCGGUUCAGAGUAGCUUGGUGUGUACUGUAUCCAAGGAAGGUUUGGUGGUCGCUCUGGUUUUGAGAACCCCGAUCAUCCCGGAGCGCUAGACCAUGGGGAGCUCUGCUUCUUCUCUGGCCGCCGAGACGGAAUCGGAUCAUGGAUUCCGCAGCACCGCUUACCCCGCAGCGCCAUCUGUUGGCUGGCUCAGGAACAGUCACAGUAGCCCGGUUUGGGGCAGCACCUUUAUAUCCAGACAGCAGCAACAGCCUCUGCCACAUAGAGAGAGAAGUCACUCUCACUCCCCUGGCUCCAUGGCUGCAGCGGUGGGGAGCAGCGAGUGGUCCUGCGGCCGGUGCACCUUCCUGAAUGCUGGUGGAGCGCCCCGCUGCUCCAUCUGCGAGGCGCCCCGUCAGAAACCCGACCUCAACCACAUCCUGCGUCUCAGCAGCACGGAGGAGCAGCCCUGGAUCUGCCCUCGCUGCACUCUCAACAACCGCAAUGGGUCUGGCGCCUGCACUGUCUGUGGCUUCGGACCUGGAGCCAGCCAGGGCCCCUCCCUGGGCACUCCAAAUGGGAUUCUCCCUCCACAAAACACCUCUACCUCUGCCACUCCCUCCAACUCCACCACCAUCCUCCUGGAGCCCCGAGGGCAGGUACCUCCCAAAGAGGAGCUCCGAAGAUCGGAGAGCAACGGAGAGACGAGUCCUGGAGACAUGCUGCUUCUCUCUGGCUGGGCCUGCCCACGCUGCACCCUGCACAACACGCCUGUAGCCCUCUCCUGCUCUGCCUGUGGUGGGCCUCGCAAGCUUUCCCUCCCCAAAAUCCCUCCCGAGGCUUUGGUAGUGCCGGAAGUCUUGACACCUGUGGUCGGAUUCUCCACGGUCACCAACAGUGGAGGAGCGCUACUUAUCGACCUGACUGAUGAAGAUUCCCCUCCCGCGGCAGUGCCUGAGGAGCCCCUUGAAACUCCACACACUGGUUCCUCAACUUCAUCAGCCUUCACCCCCCUUUCCUCCCUCCUGCAGAACAACCCGGUCCCUCGAAGCCGCAGGGAAGUUCCUCCUCAAGGCCCACAUCUGGAACGGCCCCCUAAUCCAGCCCCCAGCCCUACCUCCCCUUCCACAACAGCUGUAACCAUCUCCCAGUGGCCUCCCAAACCUCCUCCCACCAGCUCCAAGCCUCAGCAGCCACCCCCCCAGCAAGGGGAAACCUUCCAAGGCAAGCGGCUAAGUAUCUUUGAUGAGGAGGAUAUGCAGGUGUGUCCUUCCCUGCCUCCUCCCCCCUCUUCUGUCUCCUCCCUCUCUUCUUCCUCCACCUGGAAGUGCAGCUCCUGCUCCUUCAGUGGCUCCAAGUGCGAGACCUGCCGUUCCUCCCGGGUAGCCAGCGAUUUGAUCGACCUGACGGGGGAGUCUGUGCGGUUCACCCCCGCUAGCCCGUCCAGUCCAGACUUCAGCACCUGGUCCUGUUCCAAGUGUACCCUUCGCAACUCCACAGGGGCCCCCAAGUGCAGCGCCUGUGGGUCAUCCAAACUAUAUGGCUUCCAGGACUACCAGCAGCGCUGCCCCCAAUGCGGCUCAACGGGCGACGUCUGCAACUCCUGCCCUGGGACCAGCCAAGGCAAAGCAGGGCCCCGCAAACCUGCUCGGCUCUUCCCUUCCUCCUCGUCCUCGACCUCCCUAAACGCUCAGGAGAAGGCUGGUCAGUGGGCCUGCCCAGCCUGCACCCUGCUCAACGACUUGAAAUCCAAACACUGCGCUGCCUGCCACACUGCUCAGCAGUACUUCACCCUGCGCAAGGGGGCCAAGCCCCUGAAGAGACGGGAGAGCAUGCACGUGGAGGCGAGGCGGCAGAACGACGAGGGAGAGGCCAAGGAGCUCUUGGAGAACAUUGUCGGGUUCUGCAGGGAGAAUGCCGUGAACUUCGUUGAUGACAGUUUCCCCCCUGGCCCACGCUCAGUGGGGUUUCCCGAGGGAGACAGUGUGCAGCAGCGCGUCAAGAAGUGGCUCCGCCCCCACGAGAUCAACUGCAGUAAUUUAAAGGGCCGCGGGUUCAAGUGGUCAGUGUUCUGCACGCCCCGCCCCUCUGACAUCAUGCAGGGGCUUCUGGGAAACUGCUGGUUCCUCAGUGCGCUGGCUGUGCUGGCAGAGAGACCCGAACUGGUUGAGAGGGUGAUGAUCACUCGUGUGGUCUGCUCUGAAGGGGCGUACCAGGUGAGGCUGUGCAAGGACGGCACCUGGAUCACUGUGCUGGUGGACGACAUGCUGCCCUGCGACGAGUACGGGUACCUCCUCUUCUCCCAGGCCCAGAGGAAGCAGCUGUGGGUGGCUCUCAUCGAGAAGGCUCUGGCCAAGCUCCAUGGCUCCUACUUUGCACUACAGGCUGGCCGGGCCAUUGAGGGUCUGGCCACCCUGACCGGAGCCCCCUGUGACAGCCUCAUGCUACAGGUCAGCUCCACAAACCCACGAGAGGAGCCCAUCGACACAGACCUCAUCUGGGCAAAGAUGCUGAGCUCCAAGGAGGCAGGUUUCCUGAUGGGUGCCUCGUGUGGAGGAGGCAAUAUGAAGGUGGAUGACAAUGUGUAUGAGAGCCUGGGGCUUCGGCCUCGCCAUGCCUACUCUAUACUGGACGUGAGGGACGUGCAGGGCUGCAGGCUCCUGAGGUUACGGAACCCCUGGGGGCGCUUCUCAUGGAAUGGGAGCUGGUCAGAUGAGUGGCCCGACUGGCCGCAGCACCUCCGUCAUGAACUCAUGGCCCACGGAAGCAGUGAGGGAGUCUUCUGGAUGGAGUAUGGAGACUUCAUCAAGUACUUUGACUCUGUGGAUAUCUGUAAGAUCCACUCAGACUGGCAGGAAGUGCGUGUGCAGGGCUCAUUCCCCGCUCGAGCGAGUGGCCCUGUGACGGUGACGUCACUGACUGUGCUGGAGCGCACUGCUCUGGAGUUCGCUCUUUUCCAGGAGGGCAGCCGGCGCUCAGACACUGCUGACAGUCACCUCCUGGACCUGUGCAUCAUGGUGUUCCGUGCCUCCUUCAGCAGCGCCAACAAGCUCAGCCUGGGCCGCCUGCUGGCACACAGCAAGCGCGCCGUCAAGAAGUUUGUGGGCUGCGAUGUGAUGCUGGAGCCGGGGGAGUAUGCCGUGGUUUGCUGUGCCUUCAACCACUGGCAAAUGAACAUCCCUGGAGCUGCCCUCACUCCAGUAUCAAGUCCAGUCAGCAGAGUGCGCCCCAACCCAGAGUUCCCAGGGUAUAUCCUGGCAAUCUACAGCUCACGGCAGGUGAUGGUGGAGCAGAGUGAAGCCCCUCCCACCACCCUGGCCGAUGCCAUCAUCCUGCUGACAGAGAACAAGGGGGAGCGGCACGAGGGUCGUGAGGGAAUGACCUGUUACUACCUGACACAUGGCUGGGCGGGUCUGAUCGUAGUGGUGGAGAACAGACACCCCAAAUACUACCUGCACGUGUCAUGUGACUGCACUGACAGCUUCAACGUGGUCUCCACGCGGGACAGCCUGAAGACCAUUGACAGCGUCCCGCCACUCAACAGACAGGUACUGGUAGUACUAUCUCAACUGGAAGGGAACGCCGGCUUCUCCAUAACACACAGACUGGCUCACAGAAAAGCAGCACAGGCCUGUCUGGGGGACUGGACCCCGACCAAGGGCACACACAGCCCCCAGCUUACCUUGGACAUUGCAGGACUGCACAGGCCCCGACCGCUAUGACCAAGGCACAGGCCUCGCGCGCACAGGGGCAACAAAAACAAGAAAACACACACCGUGCCAGGAGAGAACACGCUUUUAUAGCAGGAAGCUACAGACGGAAAACAGCACUUUUUAAACCCUGCCAAAUAUUUUUUGGGUCCCCUUUUUUGCACUGCACAUUUUUCUGCACUGUUUUCAGAGAGCCACACGAGUUUACUCCAGCCAUUGAUGGGAUUUGGAAGUACAGCUGCUGCCUCUUACAGAUUAAAUGGGGGUUAAAAGGGAGAGGUAUACUGAACCAUCUGUACUGGGGCAACACAAAAGUCUUUAUGGGGGAUCCUAUUCUUAUUUAAUCUUGUAAGCUAAGGUGGCAUGGUGUAGAGAUAUAGUGGUGAGUGUUAAAGGGGGUCUUCAGAGUUAACAAACCAAACUGGGUUAUAUUUGGUUCAAUACCACACUCAUUUUUUAACCUUCAGCUCCAAAGCUAGAUACUUAUCCACACAGCUAUAGCAAAUUACAUACCCACCAGCCAUUUUACAUUAACCAAGAAGCUGGAAGUUUUAGUGUAUCUGUCUGAAUUGUGUCAAAGUGCUAUGACGCUUCAUCCACAGUGAUUGUCAACCCAUCUCGGAUCACAAGCCUGCCUUACAGUGGAACACAGGCCAGAAAGCAGCAAGCACUGGUUUAAAAGCAUAAGGUAAAACUCCUUGUGGUCUUCUAGUAAAUGAGAGUCUAGCAGAAUAUUCACUAGAAAGGGUGCUGCAGGUUCUCUUGUAGCCGCUGUAUCCAGGAUGUGGGAACUGGUAUAGUCUAUGGGUGGUAGCCGUGGGGUUACACUACAGUACCUGUGUGCUAAUUUAGGGAGCUAAGCUACUAGGGAUUCAUUCAUUUUUUGGUUUUAAAAACUUCAUUUAAAGAAAGGAAACAAAGGCUUUAAAAUCUGUUUUCUUUUUUUUUAAUGCCCUUUUUUUGUCGUUUUUGUACUAAAAUGCCCUUUUUUAGUAACAAUAAUCAUUAUUAUAUCUAUUACAAGAAACACAAUGUCAGGUACCGGUUACCAGUUAGUAUUGACUUUCAUUCUUGUUUUUAUCUCGAGGGUAGUUUUUAUUAUAAUUAUUAUUGUUUUUAAAAAAUUUGUGUACUGGGGCAAAAGCCUAACCAUGUAGCACUCAGUCCUAAAAAAGUCUUUAACCAUGCUUAUUACAUCUACUAGCAUCUACCUUUCAUGACCCUUAUUUUCAUUAAAUUUAGACAGUGGUAUUAAAGUCAUGUUUUGAGAAAACAACAGCAUUAAUAUAGAAUUUAAAGAGAGAAGUAUUGGCCCAAUGUCUUCUGUGUCAUACAGUAACUAUAACACAAUAGACAUUAAUUAACACAAAUCUUAUUAGCAACUUCCUUUGUUAAUGUUCUGAAUGAACUAGCAAAUUCAUUCUGAAGACGUUAGCCUCAGUAUAACAUCUCAGCUCCACUUCUGUGCCUGAGGGGUUUUAAAAAGCUGAACACAGCUCAAAGCUGUGUACAGCAGGGUUUUAAAGGAGGGCCGGCAGGGUGAGUCAUGCUUGGUUGUGACAUUCAGAAAUGCAGCCCCAGUUUAGUCCAGUCCUCAGGAUCAGUGAAUCAUUGUGUACGGUGAUGGGAUUGAGGGAUUUUUGGUGUGCUGAAUGAAUUUGUCGGGUCACCUGCUCAGUCGAUGCAGGUGUGUAUAACUGUACUGUACAUUAUUUUUGUCUCGGCCGUUUAUUUAAAUGUAGAACUCAUGGAAGGUGUGGGACAUUGGUUUUAAAUUUAAACGCUGGUGGCUUAAGCCAUAUUUGAACCCAGAUCUCCAGAGGGACAGUGCCAUCUAGGCCCCUAAUGGAAUACCCCGUGCUGUAUUGUCUUGUAGUGCUGUCUGAGCUGCAUAGCACUGUCACAGACUAUCCAGACCUGGGUUCUUCUGGAUGAGCAGCACUAUAGGAAGACUCCCAUUGUCUAGCAGUUUUACCUUAAGCAUUACAAAACAUACUGUGACCUUUAUGUUGACAGUGACACUGACUGCAGUCUGGUACAGAGCUGACAGGCAGACACCAUGAGAGCUUCCUCCUCACAGCUCUGAAAGCGAAAUGAAGAGAGCACACCUCUUUCCACACAUAAACAUUCAUUCCUGGGCCCCUCUCAAGCAGAGUUGCUGUCUAUGAUGCAGAUUGCACUGAUGUGCACAGGGGUUACCACCAGAUUUUGCUGCCUAGAAUAUUUCUUUAUAAAUACAAUGUCAUUUGAUAUUUGUAUCCACAUUACUCUAGUGGGUAGCAGGUGACGUGUGUCAGGCUGUUGGCUCCCUACCCGUGAAGCUCUGGCCCUGUGCUUUCCUGCCAUCAGUGUUGCUAAUUACAUGAACUUAGGGUGUGGGGAUUGAGUAGCAGUGAUUCAUCAAAACAGAAAGCUGUUUUACAGUGUUGAUUCAGUUUCUUUAUUGCCUGCUGUCUGUUGAAAGACUACUGUCUUGGUUCUGUGUUUGUAGGUGUUCACAUUACAAAGCAUUUGCUGUAAUGACACUUUUGCAAUCUGUCUCUGUAGAAACUUCCUUUGGCCACAGUGACUGAACUACUCAGUCUCACCUAACCAGUCUGAAAAUCUAAUUUUUUUCCAAUAAAAACAGGGGCUGGCUACCACUGGUUCCAACUGCAGUCUACAGCUAUGCGCAAAGGUUUUGCAUCAUUAGGGUUGAAACUUUUUAUUUUAUUUUUUUUAAACCUGUAUGAACAUAAUGUAG
Molecule: messenger RNA, 9083 nt
Organism: Polyodon spathula (Mississippi paddlefish)
Lineage: Eukaryota; Metazoa; Chordata; Actinopteri; Acipenseriformes; Polyodontidae
Product: calpain-15-like
Exons: 12
Coding region: 2747-6352 (1201 amino acids)
Biological process (GO): proteolysis
Cellular component (GO): cytoplasm
Molecular function (GO): calcium-dependent cysteine-type endopeptidase activity
Source: RefSeq, a predicted model, not a curated record